Molecule: messenger RNA, 4212 nt
Organism: Acyrthosiphon pisum (pea aphid)
Lineage: Eukaryota; Metazoa; Arthropoda; Insecta; Hemiptera; Aphididae
Gene: Xpc
Product: DNA repair protein complementing XP-C cells homolog
Exons: 8
Coding region: 241-3510 (1089 amino acids)
Biological process (GO): mismatch repair; nucleotide-excision repair
Cellular component (GO): nucleus; nucleotide-excision repair factor 2 complex; XPC complex
Molecular function (GO): damaged DNA binding; protein binding; single-stranded DNA binding
Source: RefSeq, a predicted model, not a curated record
UUCAUCGUAUACAAAGACUAGUCAUUGAAUUCAAAUAUAACACAUUUAUUACAGUGACGUACUCAGAGCAAAGUGGGGUUAAAUAUACUUGCGACGGACAAAUAAAUAUUUUAAUGUUUAAAAAAAUGGAGAAAAAUAUGUAUUAAGUAAAUUGUUUUGAUUUUUUUUUAGGUAUAUGAGUGUGUUAUUGAUUGGGUAAAACAUGAACUUGAUUGUAGAAAAUGGUUUUUGACCGAUUUAAUGGAACAUGUACGAUUGCCAUUCACUUCAAUGCAGUAUAUAUUUAAAAACGUAGUUGAUGAACCUCUGCUUAAAUGUAAUCCUAUACGUAUGAUUUUUGUAACUUUACCUAAAAUUGCCUAUAUUGUGAACGUCAUCUUAUAUAAUAGCAAUAUUUUAGAUAAAGAUUAUGCAUUAGAAGCAUUACAUUUUCAUAUGCUUAAAUCACAACAGUUCAUCACUAUUCCAAAAACAAUUCGGUGUGUGCCAAGACAACCGGAUUGGUCAGAAUCUAUGGAAAAAUACAAUAUUAACUGGUAUGACCCAGCAACCAACAUAAUAUGGAAGAGAGCACCAGGACCAGAUAUGAGGGAUGGCUGUCGGCCAGUCCAUAUUGCCUUAUUAACAGAUAAAUUGGUAUUUGCUAUUGGUAGUAAUUAUUAUUUACCAAGAACCCGGUCUGUUCAAAUGAUUGAUUUAUCUUCACAAUCCUUCCGUUGGGAUCCCAUGGAUAAUAUGAUUGUCGAUCGUAGAGAUUUUCAAGUUGGUGUUUUAAAUAAUCAUGUGUAUGCUAUUGGCGGAUUUAAUGGUUCUAGUUCUGGAAGAAGUGCAGAGGUUUUUGAUAUCGAUAUUCAAGAAUGGGAAAAAAUACCUAAUGUGUCCUGUAAGAGAAGAUGGGUUGGUGUUGGAGUACUCGAUAAUCUUUUAUACGCGAUCCAAUCCAUUAUCAUGUUACGCAGAUCAAAACGUACUUGCAAGUCAAAAGUAACUGUUGCUGUUGCUUUGGAAAAUAAUUCCGACGAACCCCCAAUCAAACGUAAACGUGGUCAUCGACUAGAAGCUUCUGUUAAGGAUUCAACAACUGAAGAUGACAGUUCUGGAGAUGAAUUUGUGCCAACUGACAAUACUUCUAUAAAAACUUCUUGUACUUUAAAUUUAUCAGAAUCGGACAGCGAUAAUGAUGCUCAAGACUCUAACAAGACUAAUGCGAAAGCAUUGGAACAGUCUGACACUGAAAGUGAAGCUGAUGAUAAUGUUUGUCAAACAAAUUUUGAUUUCAACACUCUUUUAAAACCUCAAGAUACCACAGAACUUUCCAAAAGUGAUGUGAAAUCUGAGACUGUUGACACCCUUGUGGAAAAUGGUCUUUAUGAUAAUAUGGAUGUUGCCAAAAUCUUAUCUGUGGGAGAAGGAGUUAAUUUAGGAACAGUUUUAAAUAAUGUUGAUGAUACUGUAAAAGAGACGAUGAAACGCGAUGAUAACUAUACUAUUCCUGAAAUGGUUGAAAUCACUGUUAAACUUCCGAAUGAUAUGAAGUGUAAAAAAGGUCAAGAUAUGGAAAAUAUUCUCAGGAGACGUAUGAAUACAAUAUGUAAAGAUACUCAAGUUUUAAUUCAUAAAGUAAAUCUUCUCUUAUGGAUAUCUUAUGGUAAUCGGUUGAACAGUAUUCUUAAUUCACCAGAAGUCAUGGGAUCAGCAUUGUCUCUAAUACCUUCUAAUAAGGCAUAUCCACCAAAGCAAUGUGAUUUGAAUUAUUUAGAAAAUUAUAUAAAAUGGUUUUCUAAAAAAAUUAAAUUAUCUUCAAAAACUGAUCCAUUAUGUGAAAUAAAUGUAUUAUCUUUGACAGACCGAUUUUCAAGAUGUGAAGCUAAAACAAGAUAUGAACUGAUUGCAAUGUUUAUUUCUAUGUUGAGAUCAUUAGGAUUGAAUGUACGGUUAGUAAUAAAUUUAAAUGCUGUCUCAAUCAAACCAAGUUCUGAACAAUUGUUGGGUCCUUUAGUAGAUGAUGAUCAUAAUAUUAUGAAACCAUCUUGUAGUAAAUCUAAUGGAGAUAAUAAAAAGAAAACUCCGUCAAAAUCAGAAUAUUUCGAUAAAAAAUCAAACAAAAUUGAAAAUAGUAAAAAAGAACUUGAAACAAAAAAUUCUAAAAUAGAUAAUAAAAAAAAAAAAACCAAAGGUAGUAAAAUUGUGUAUGAAAAUAUUUCUUCAAGUGAUACUGAAGAUGAUAUUUUCGUAAAAAACAUAAAAAGUGCUAAAUCUGAGUAUUUUAAUAAAACAUCAAACAAAGCACAAUCUGAUUUAAAAAAAUUAAAAUCUGUUAAUGACAAAAAAAAAGUAACGAAAAAAAAUUCUGAAAUAAGUAAAAAAAUUGAUCGCCGUGUUCUUUCAACUGACGAAGAAGACCAUACAACACAGAAUAGUGAAACAGUUACUAAAAAAAAAGUGAAAAAUGACUUUUGGGUGGAAGUAUUUCUGGAAAUGGAAGAAAAAUGGUUUUCUGUGGAUGUUAUUGGUCAGCGUAUACAUUGCAUCAAAGAAAUAUAUAAUGGUACAUCUCAUCCUAUGCGUUAUGUUUUGGCUUGGUAUAAUGACAAUAGUAUCAAAGAUAUUACAAAACGAUAUGAUCCAUAUUUUCAUACACUAACACGAAAAAUCCGAGUGGAUCCUAAAUGGUGGAAAGCUACUUUACGACCUUACACUCCAACAAGGUCAGCUAGAGAACGUGAGGAAGAUGAAGAAUUAAAUAAACAAUUGGAAGAAAUACCAUUACCUAAAACGGUUUCUGAGUAUAAAAACCAUCCAUUGUAUGCCCUAUCAAGACACUUGCUAAAAUUUCAAGCCAUAUACCCGCCGGAACCACCAAUUGUUGGACAUGUUAGAAAUGAACCAGUUUAUUUACGAGAAUAUGUCCAUGAGCUUAAUGGUAGAGAAAACUGGCUAAAAGAAGCCCGUGUGGUUAAAAUGGGGGAAAAAUGGUAUAAGCAAGUUAAAGCACGUCCUAGAUUUGAUCGGAAUGGUGUGCGAACAGAUCCUCCACCAUUAGAAUUGUUUGGUUAUUGGCAAACCGAACCUUACGAUCCUCCAACUGCUACUAAUGGUCAAGUUCCUAGAAAUUGUUAUGGCAAUGUUGAUUUAUUUAAGCCUUGCAUGUUACCCAAAGGAACCGUUCAUCUUCAACUGCCUGGGUUACUGCGUGUAGCGAAAAAACUAAACAUUGAUUGUGCUCCUGCAGUUAUAGGUUUUGAUUUUCACGCAGGUGGUUCCCAUCCAGUAAAUGACGGUUUUGUAGUAUGCCAAGAGUAUAAGGACACUUUAAUAGAUGCAUGGAACCAAGAACUUGAAGAAAGUCGUAAGCGAGAGCAAAAAAGAUAUGAAGAUAGAGUUUACGGUAAUUGGAAACGAUUAGUAAGAGCUCUUCUUAUUCGUGAACGAUUGAAAAUCAAAUACAAUUAUUUUGGAGGUGAUAAAGAAGGCCAGUCUACAUCUAAGACAACUGAUACUAAAAAAUAAAAUCUAUUAUGUUAGUAAUUUAGUAUAUCUAUGUUAUAUUAAAUUUAUAUCUUGUACGUUUCAAUAGUCAUUAAUAUUUAAUUCCAACAGUAUUAUUAUUUAUUAAUGUUAUUUUGGUUGUUUUGUAAAAUUGUAUUUAUAUUGUGGUCCUUUGUAAUGAAUAUUUUUUUUAAUAUUUUUUGUUUAUAAUGUUUUUCAAAUUGUGAUAAAUAAAUAAUAAUAAUAAUUAUAGUAAAAUAUAAUUUAAAAAAAAAACAUAAACUUUUGGUAUACAGUUUUCGUGUCCACCUAGUACCUAUUACAGUAGCAGAUUUUGUGUUAGUGUACAAUUUUGGGCAAAAUGUUAAGAUUAGAGUAUUAGAAUAUUAUGUUUUUUUUUUUUGUCAUAUUUGUUUUAUUUGUACAAUCUGUAUAAAAAAUAAUUACAAUAAGCACAAUGGAGGGAUAAUACAAUUAUAGGUCAUUGGUCAUGGUUGGCUUGAUGAAGAAGCUAUUCACUAAUAGCACUUCAUGAGAAUAUUAUGUAGUAUUGUAGUUGUACCUAUUGGCUAUUGACUAGAGUAAUGACUAAUGAGAGUCAGGAUUAAGCUAUUAAUACUCAACAGUUAACACAAAUAGUGUUUAUUUAAGUCUUCUGUUAAACAAAACAAAAUUAAAAUGUAUUUAUCAUAACUGAAAAAUUCUACUAAGAUGAUUCAAAAU